UAUAAUUCUCUGCAUUACAAGGUACGGCAUUUGAUGGAAUGGGAGGGUAAGGUGAGAGUUAAAAGAUACAUAGUUCUCGUAGGUUAUGACCAGGUUGACACACAUUCAAGAAAAGUAACAGUAACUCUUCUAACUUUUUUGCCCCCACUGUACAGUGUACAGUACUGUAGAAAAAAGCACCCCCCCAAGUGCCCCCCCCCCUCAAUCAAAAAUAUGUCCAACAAUAAAUCAACUGGAACUGCUUGCACUGAGCCCCCCCCCCCCGAAAUCCGAAGUGCACCCCCCCCCCCAACGGGGGAAAAUUUCUGAAAGAAACACUGUUUCACUCUGUACAGUACAAUACACUUACACAGAGUACAAGUUGCAAAUUCUAAUUUCGAGUCUGUCAUGAACUAAAAAGGGGUUGUUUUAAAUUGAACAUUUAAAAAAAACACAGAAUAGAAUUAGAGGAGAUUAGAGUAAAAAGGAACAACAAUAGACUUUCAAUAGAAUGUAUCAUUCAGUGUUACAGAAUUUGUCCCAACAUUUAAAUGCAGCAAAUAUUUUUUUAAUUUUUAAAACUAUCCCUUAAAUAUCACAUUUUCAAAUUGUAUGUAGUGUAUGUAGAUUGAUGUCACUGUAUGUUGAUAAAUAUGCAUGGCUAAAUUUUCAGUUUAUUUGUCUCUUCUCUUGUUUUUAAAAGGUAGCAAGUCCUUUUUUUUUCCUCAAAAAGGAGAAUCUAAUAUAUUUGUGCAAAGAGUUCUUUACACCUGCUUUAUAAAUAAUUUGUUCAUAACUUAGAAUUUCUUAAAUUACAGAAUAAAUCAUAAGGAGGAAGUUAUAUUGACAAAGUCACAUCAAAUAAAAAAAAUGACUGCUAUUCCAGAUCAGGUAAUAAAUCUUUGAUCACAAAAUAAAAACAAUAAAAAAUUGUAUCUUCAUGUUAUUCUUCAUGUGAUGUAUUAUCAAAUUAUGACUUAAAAGUGAAAAUGUUCAAAAUGGUUUUAAAAAUACAUCUGGUGCAAUUGUUACAAUUUUACUUUAUAGAAUUAUCUGAUACCAUUUCUUUUUUUUUAUUCUCUAUUCACAAACAUACCAAUGCUUUGCUUUCUUUUCACAGGAAUUGGACUACCACUACUCUCCACGGAGAUGGUCCCACAGAAUGGCUCCAGAGGCGGUUACUGUAGCCCACUUAGAAGCUUUAGUUCAAGGUUUGUGUCAUAAACUUUAGGCAUACAGCCAGUCAAAAAUCUUAAAGUGCAUGAGUUGAUAAAAAACUUUUGGAAACCUGAUACUUUAAAGUAAUUUUUUAAAACUAAUAAAAAAUAAAUUUGCUGAAGAUUUGUUGGAAAUUCAAAAGUAAGGAGUUAAUUUGAUUAAUAAGAGAGUAACAUUAACAUAGUAUUAAAAUAAAAAUGGACCCAACAUCAUUUAAGAUGUCAUCAAAUUAGCUCGUCAUUGUCAGUGUUCUCUUUAAAAAAAAAUUCCAGGUAGCAGAAACUCACUUUGGACACUUGAUUGUGAAACAGAAAUAAGUUACGGAGACUCAGAGAGACAGAAGUUUGAUAUCUUCCAUAAGAAAAAUGCUUCAAAGAAUGGUUUGAUUUCACUUCAUUUAAUUCUGAUUCUCACCUGUUUAAAUAUAUCACCACACUUAGUCUUGUAUGUCACCAGCAUCUGCCAAUACCCUUCCGCCCAUAUAAGCCAGAUUCUCACCCCUAAAGUUGAAAGUUACACAACAAAGACCCAACAAAAAAUUCUGAUAUGUUUUAUUUUUUGGAUUGAUAUCCAACUAUGUUCAAUUUGAUUUUUUAAAACUUUUAAUAAAAAUAAAAUGUAAAAAAAAUAUAAAUAAUAAUAUAAAUUAAGUUUUUUUGUUUAAUGAAAGUUAUGUUUCUAAUGAUCACUAAAUAACAACUUUUAAAUACAAAUUUAAAAAAAUAAUUAUUAAAACAAAAGUUUAAUACUUGAAAUAGUUACCAGAAUGAGUUCUCUUUUUAAGCAAUUUUAUCUACACCAUUUCCCAUUUUGAAUCAUAUGGCAUUGUGGUAUUUAAUUUUAUAGGCUAUAAAAUGUAGAAGGAAUAAAAAUGAUACCUCCCUUUUUUAAAAAUGAAAUAUACUUAUUGAAUAUCCAUACCACAUCUUUCUUUGAAGCUCAAAUUGUCCUUUGCAUACAUACCAACCUUGGGAUCAAUAGUACAAUAAUUCCCCCCAAAAACUGUACAAUUAGCAUGAAAAACUGUCAGAAAAAAAUGAAAACUUGAAAAAUAAUAAAUAAUUUAAAACCUUUUUGAUCAUUUUUAUCUGUUUUGAAUGCAAUUUGUAAAAAUGGACUCUGAUGAUGAAUUUUAUAGAAAUUUAGAUCCUAGUUGACAUAAUUUUUCAUUUAAUUAUGCUAGCUAUAGUUUACAGAUUCUUGUUUAAAUUAACCUAGUAAUAUAUCAUCACAUAGUGUUGACAAAGCUACCGAGUUUAGUUUACUUUCAACAUUUGACCUUAUUUUCUUAUCAUAGGAUACUUGAGAAAAAUUUACUGAGGAUAGAAGAUUUUUUUAGCAACUCAAUGUUAAUAGAAUAUUAUGCCAUUAGGAAGUUUCCAGUUGGAAUAGAAAAAUAGAUACAAAAAUAAUACAAAAUAAUAUAUCUAACACUUCUCACCGCUUUCUGCUCUAAAUAACAUAUACUUAUACAAUAAAGGAGAACAGCCUACUCAAAGCAGAUAAUACACUUUUACGCUGUCUUAGUACCGGUAUUAAGGAAUGACAUUAGUGAGACCGCGCUCAGUUUCUAAAUUUAGAUGGCCAGUGAGAUUUAAACUUCCUGUUGUCAAACAUUGAAUUUAUUGCACCGCCAGUUUUGAACGUGUUGUCUUGCGGAAAAAUUAUUUAUUCUCUAAAUCCAAUGAAAAACCGCACAAAAGCCUGUAAGGCCGUUGUCAAAUGUAUUUGUAUAUAUGGCAUCCUAAGAAAUUUAUGUGGAAGCCGUACAGGUGUGAUUCCUUGUUAAUUUCAUGAUGUAAUUUCAACUUAUUUCAGGAGCUCCCAUGUUUGCAUAUAUCCAUGGUGGAUACUGGCAAGUUAAAGAAGUAAGGUAAAUGAAAGCUCACCCUUUCAGAAAUCUCUUCAUUCUCAUAUACAUCCUCUCAGUCUACCAGUCAUCCUCUUGUAUAUCAUUCACCAUCUCAGUUUAUCAUUCUCUCUCUAAGUUUAUCAUUCACUCUUUAUUAUUAUCACAAUGGUAUUCAGGCUUUGUAACUUUUUAAAACCACUUUCGUGAAGUGGAGAUUUAGAAUUAAAAACCAUCACUAUAUUUCUACAUUAAUAAGACAAGAAACAAAUUGUGUCAAUAUAACAAUAUAAGUUACGAUUUAAUAAUAAUUAUACAUAAUUAAACGUUUCAGCACAUGCCUUCAUCAGUACAAACAAACAAAACAUAUUUAAAUAAGUAUAAAUUAAAUUUACAUAAUAUCAAUGUACAUGUCCUACCUAAAACAGAAGAAAAUAGGAGAGGGCGCUAAAACCAGACAAAAACAAAGUAAAGAGGAGUAGAAAGGAAGUGAUUUUAACAUAAUUGUAAAAACCAAACAGGAAAAAGACAUGGCAGCUAGGUAAAAUUGUGGAUUUGGUUCAUUCCAUAUUCAUAUAUAGCAUGUUAUAUUGACACAAUUUGUGCGUGUCUUAUUAAUCUAUUUGAAAGCUUUAUUGCAGUCCCACACUAAUUAUAAUUAGUUCACUAUAUUUCUCAAGGAUUCACAGGAUAUUUUAAAAAUGACAUGCCUUUAAAACAAAAAUAGCAAUGCUUUUUUUUUCCUUUUAUAUUUCUGCUCCUAGUCGGGAAGUUUCCAGUUUUAUGGCAGUGCCUCUGUGUAAUGCUGGCGCCAGUGUCAUUAGCAUAGGUUAUGACGUGGCUCCUGAUGGUAAAUAUUGUGCAAAUUUAAAGAAUGGCUGUGUGAGAGUUAUUAUUGGUCUAAAUGUGACCCAUUAAAAUCCUGGAAGCAUAACUUACAUUUUACAUUGUAUUAAUUUUUUUAAUGAUUUAAUCUCAAAUAUUAAAGUUCUUGAUUUUAUAACUUCUAUAAGAAAGAAAAUAAAAAUACCCCAAAAAAUUUAAGGAAUGAGCAGAGGAAAAGUCCCUAAAAAUGCUGAGAAUGAAAGCCAGUCGGAAAUGCCAGGAAAUACACCAGAUUUAUUUAUAACAAAUCAAAUUAUACAUUAUACGGGGUGCAAAGAUAAAUGACCAUUAAAUUGAGAAUUAUUUUCCUUGUGGUCACGUACGGCAAUCAUUAUGGUUAGAGGGCAGUGUUUUUAACUGAUGUGAUAGCAGGGUUGAUUUAAAAAAUAAUGUAAACUUUUGAUUUUUUUUUUAAUAUAAUCCUCCAGUUUCAUUAAACACGAUAGUGCUCCAAAUAAAACGAGCUCUUUGUCUUAUCAUCAAGAUAGCUAAGGAAAGACAGAGCAGGUAAAGUUAAGAAGCCUUUUUCUUUUUAAACUAAUUUUCUUUUUGCAUUUUAACUACGUUGAAAAAGCUCUACAGCAAAUAAUCUUAAUGAAACAAUAAUCGAUUUGCAAAUUUGGUCUGACAUUAUAGAAAAUAAUUUUAUUCGAAUGCAUCUCUUUAAUUGGGGAUCUUGUUAUUCACUUUUCAUUUUUUAACCAAAUUCUGUUUCAAUACUAUUUUUUGGCCUUGUUCUGGAGGUAUUUAUUUUCUUGUUGCUUACUAUUCACAUAUAAAAAUUGUUAAAAAUAUUUUUUAACGCAUUUAAUUUACCUUCAAAUUAACUUUUGUGACGAAUUAAGUCUUCUCCAUUGUAUUUUUAUUCUUAAUCCGUUUUAAAUUAUUUACUGAAGUUCAUUUAUUACUAAUCAACAACCAGCUUAACGUAAAAUUUUGUUUGACCAGUCCAGAGUCUUGAUCUAUGUUUGUUAAUAACCUACACCACCAAUAUAGAAUGGAUGCCUUUAUUUACAGUGGUAUCUACUUGUCUGGCCACUGUGUUGGAGCACACUUGGCAGCCAUGAUGUUAAUGGCAGACCUUGAUGGUUUUGAUAGGGAUCUGAUCAAAGGUGAGAAUUCACAAGAAUACUGGGCAGGGAAUAGUCUGGAUACCUCAUUGGUGGCUUAGGAGACAUGCAGUUGGAUGAACACAGACAUUGUCUGAAGCUGUGGGCACAAUAAUAAGAUGAAAAAAUCAUGAAUGUAAAUUUGUAUGCACACUUAGUGUCAAGUGCCUGAAAAAAUUAAGUUAGGCUUUGAUUUUGAUGAUAUUUAUGAUAUUUAACACAAUUUCAGCAGAAGGAUAGUUGCUGACUGAUGUCUAAAUAAUAAUAUGUUGUACUUUGUUACAGGUGCUGUUCUCACCCAAACCUCCCCUAUUUAAAUAUAACACAAAUGAAAAUGAUUAUUUUGUUAAGUUCUUCUGUGAUUAUUUUUUAAAUCAGCUAAAUUUCCCUCAUCUUAAGUGAUGUUUUAUUCACAGGGUUGAUGCUUGGCGAUUAAGUCCACAUCAGUUUGUGCAAGAGAUCGCAAAUCAAUCUCAAGACCGUCACAUUGUUGUUGCUGUGGCUGAAUAUGAUCCUCCAGAGUUUAGACGCCAGAGUGGAGAAAUGGAGAUGGUA
Molecule: messenger RNA, 5595 nt
Organism: Lymnaea stagnalis (great pond snail)
Lineage: Eukaryota; Metazoa; Mollusca; Gastropoda; Lymnaeidae
Source: the annotation of a GenBank genome assembly